Molecule: messenger RNA, 692 nt
Organism: Solanum tuberosum (potato)
Lineage: Eukaryota; Viridiplantae; Streptophyta; Magnoliopsida; Solanales; Solanaceae
Gene: POTPRO1
Product: prosystemin
Exons: 11
Coding region: 67-675 (202 amino acids)
Source: RefSeq, a predicted model, not a curated record
AUGAACACCCCUAGUGAUGAGUAUAUAAAGCUCAGCUCUGAAGAGUUGAAAUAAACGAAGAAAACCAUGGAGACUCCUUCAUAUGAUAUCAAAAACAAAGGAGAUGAUAUGCAAGAAGAACUAAAGGUGAAACUUCACCAUGAGAAGGGAGGAGAUGAAAAAGAAAAAAUAAUUGAAAAGGAGACUCCAUCCCAAGAUAUCAAGAACAAAGAUACCAUCACUUCAUAUGUUUUAAGAGAUGAUGCACCAGAAAUACCAAAGGUGGAACAUGAGGAGGGAGGAGAUGGAAAAGAGAAAAUAGUUGAAAAAGAGACUAUAUCCAAAUGUAUCAUCAAGAUUGAAGGAGAUGAUGCACAAGAAAAACUAAAGGUGGAAUAUGAGGAGGAAGAAUAUGAAAAAGAGAAAAUAGUUGAAAAAGGGAGUCCAUCCCAAGAUAUCAACAACAAAGGAGAUGAUCCACAAGAAAAACCAAUGGUGGAACAUGAGGAAGGAGAUGAAAAAGAGACUCCAUCCCAAGAUAUCAUCAAGAUAGAAGGGGAGGGUGCACAAGAAAUAACAAAGGUGGUAUGUGAGGAAAGAGAGAAAAUUGUAGUACAAGUAGAUCUUGCUGUUCAUUCAACACCUCCAUCAAAGCGUGAUCCUCCCAAAAUGCAAACAGACAAUAAUAAACUCUAGAAUAUCCAAAAAAAAAA